AUGGUGAUAAAAACCGUUCAUGUUGGAACGGUGGGCAGCACCGUGGCAGGCAUCUGGCUGCUGCUACUGGCGGGGCUGUGGGGGCGCGCUUCUGCAGGUAUCCUGCUGGCGCAGUACCCCGGCCCCGACAAUCUCCCUGAACGCUUUUGGCAUAUGGCCAUCGAUCAGAAAACUCAGAGAGUCUUCGUGGGCGGCACGAAUCGCCUGCUGCAAUUAGACGGCAACCUCCGAUUGGAGCACAUCGUCACAACCGGCCCCAAAAACGACAGUCCCUCGUGUCAUGCCCUCGGAUGCAACGAUCCAACCAUACCUCUAUCUCUAAUGGAUAACUUUAAUAAAAUAUUACUGAUCGAACCUGAAUCACGAACAUUAAUAUCAUGCGGGUCGCUAUCGCAAGGUGCUUGUUUUAAAUAUAAAUUAAGUAAUAUCUCCGCUGAUCCGCAGUUUAUUCCGAAAAGUAUCGCAGCUAAUGAUGCGAACGCAUCUACUUACGCUUACAUCGGCCCUAAAAAGUAUAACGUUUGGGGGCGCUCUAACAUCUUGUAUGUUGGAACAACGUUCACGAACAACGGUGAUUUUCGCCAUGACGUGCCGGCUAUAGCGAGUCGUGAUUUAGAAACGCUAGAAAUCGCUGAAUUGACAUUUAGUAAACAGUCUCUGUUGAGUAUUGACGUUAAAUAUAGAGAUCAUUUUAUUGUACAGUACGUAUACGGUUUUAAUGCUAGUGAAUACGCCUACUUUGUUAUUGUUCAAAAACAGUCGCAUUUGCCGGGCCAAGAGGAGCAAGGAUACGUCUCGCGCCUUUCCAGGACUUGCAUAAACGACGCUAAUUACGAUAGUUACACCGAAGUAACUAUACAAUGCGUCGACGGCGAGACGAAAUACAACAUCGUGCAAGACGCUAAAAUCGCGUUCGCCAAAGAAGAAUUAGCAUCCGCCUUGGGUAUAACGGUUGGUUCUCCGGUACUGGUAGCUAUCUUUCGGCCGUCUAAGGGGAUAACGAACGAGCCCCAGAACCAUUCCGCGCUGUGCAUGUACCCGUUGCGCGACAUCGAAGGGAAAUUCAUCGAGAACAUUCACAUGUGCUUCAACGGCAGCGUCAAGUACCGCAACAUGGGCUACGUCUCCGGGCCUAUUUUGGACGGAAAGUGCCCUAGCAGCGGCUCCGCCGGGAACAUUCCUAACUUCUGUGAAGUCGGUUUGAAGAUCAGCGGCGUCACGCCGUUGGUAGGCGCGGCAGCUCUCACUUUCCCCAACAUUUCUUUGUCGGCUGUAACAGUCGGAUCGACGGGCAGGCACGUGUUGGCCUUCCUUGGAACGACAGACGGAAGGAUCAAGAAAGUACUGCUGUCUGGUCCCGAACCGCCUGAGUACGAGGAAGUGUUCGUCGACGAUGGUAAUCCCAUUUUACCUGAUACCACGCUAUCUCCAACCGGCGAAUUCCUAUACGUUUUGUCAACGGCUAAAGUUUCAAAAAUCAACGUUGAACAUUGCAGCACUUACACAAAUUGCUCGUCUUGCCUGGAAUCCAAAGAUCCUUACUGCGGGUGGUGUUCGCUCGAAAAAAGAUGUACUGUUCGAGGGGCCUGUCAAAAGGCGUCCCACAGUCCACCGCGUUGGCUUUCGCUCGGCACGGGUCAGCAAUGUAUCGAUUUCGAGCAAGUGUUCCCGGAGAGGAUUCCAAUCAAUCAGAUGACCAACGUGCGUUUGACGAUCAGGACUCUCCCUGCCCUUCCUCCUGGUGCUAAAUACAAGUGCGUAUUCGGUAACGCCGAGCCCAUCGAUGCAGAGGUGACUGAAAACGGUUUGUACUGCUUCACGCCGGAAAUAUCCAAACGGCCGAGGAUAUCGCCUAAAAUGGAUCACGUGUUGGUGCCCUUGAGCGUGAGGUCUUCUGAAACCAAUAAGGAUUUCGUCUCCAGGAAUUUUGCUUACUACGAUUGCGGAAAGCACACUACUUGCGGGGAAUGCGUGAAGUCCAAGUGGGCUUGCAACUGGUGUGUUUACGAAAACAAGUGCACUCAUAAUAUAUCAGUUUGCCAAAGGAACAUUAUUAGCGGGGAAAAUAAUCCGACGCAUUUGCCCAUGCACGGAUUCGCUUUCUGUCCGCAAUUCAAGAGAAAGAACGAAACCGUUUUGCUGCCCAACAACGUAUUGAAGAAGAUUGUUUUUGAGGUCAGGAACCUGCCCAAUCCAUCAUCCGUUCACACCGGAUUUCAGUGUAUAAUAGUCAUAGAAGGUGCCACCAUGCUAGUUCCGGCUACAGUAGAAGGCGAAAACGUAAUCGUUUGUGACCAAACCACGUAUUCCUACGAAGCUAAUGAAGGAGAAUACGAAGCGACGGUAAAAGUCGUGUGGAACAGAAACCAUCACGUCGACUCCAUGAACGUAACACUGUAUAAAUGUGAUAUCCUAGGCUCUCACCGGGAGCACGCCGAUUGCUCUCUUUGCGUAACCAGAAACUCGAAAUACAACUGCACUUGGUGCGGCAAUUCGUGCCAGUACUCCGAAUCCUGUCAACAUACACCCCAUAUCGAAUGCCCGAAACCUAGAAUCGACAUGAUAAAACCAUUGAGCGGGCCCAUCGAAGGAGGUACGUUAGUCACGAUCGAGGGCAGCAAUUUGGGAUUAAAGAAAGAGGACGUUCAAGGGAAAAUUAAAAUAGGUCAAAUACCUUGCGUGCUGGUGACUUACGACGUGUCCGUGCGCAUUCAAUGCGUUACGGGGCCCUCGAAAAUCGAGAUGAUAGCGCCGAUACGGGUCGGAAACGAAGCCGGUUAUACAACGUCUUCGGUCGAGUUUAGUUACAAGGAUAUAAGGCUAUCGGGGAUAUUCCCGCCGAUGGGGCCCCAAUCCGGAGGUACUCAACUCGCGAUUACCGGGCAAUACCUGAACGUUGGUUCGGAAAUCAUGGCGUAUUUAGACGAUUAUGUUUGCCAAGUUAAUUUAACGCAAGCCUCUAGUGGGAGAUUAACUUGCAUUACGUCCAGAGCUCAUCGACCUGUCAUGGUUUCUCGAUUAACUCUGAGUAUCGAUGGGGCCAAUCGCACCCUAGACGGCAAUCCCUUCAACUACACUCUAGAUCCCACCAUAAUGGAAAUCAAACCGUUGAACAGUUUCGUGUCCGGUGGAAAGAUGAUAUUCGUACACGGUACGAAUUUAGAUAGUAUACAGAAGCCUGAAAUGGAAGUUUAUGCGUUAGACGAUUCCAAGGCUCCGAUUAACAGGACCAUGUGCACCGUCUUAAGCAGUACUCAGAUGGAAUGUCCGAGUCCUCCUGUGAACAAACAAUUCAGCAUUUACAGCAGCAGAAGGCCCAGGUCGCUAGGAAAACCAGCAGCUAUUAAGAUGAAAGAACCGAAACUAAACUUAAGGAUAGGCUUUCUUAUGGACAACGUGCAAUCGGUCAGAGAUUUGGAGAAGCAUUUUCCGAAUCUCAGAACGCAAUUAUUAUACGUGGAAGAUCCGAACUUCUUCCAAUUUCCGAAUCAAAUAAAGUUGUAUCAGGGUGAUAGACUUGUGAUAGAAGGUGAAAAUUUGAACGCGGCUAGUGAAGAGUCCGAUGUUGUGGUGACCAUCGGCACGAAAUCCUGCAAUGUUACUGGUUUGGCAAUGGUCCAGCUCGUGUGCGUUCCACCCGAACACCAACCUUUAGGAUCCGACGAAAAUGGCUUUAAGACUGAAAAUAACCUUCCAUUAGUAGUAGUUAGAGUAGGAAGAAGUUUAAGAUUCCCAAUUGGAUAUUUGCAAUACGAUAUAUUCAAAACGUUUACGUUUCCACCGGAGGCCAUUAUAAUGAUAGCUGUCGGGACGAUAUUAUUCGUUUUGUUCUUUAUCGCCGUGUUAAUUGUUUAUCGAAGGAAAUCCACUCAGGCCGAGAGGGAGUAUAAAAGGAUACAAAUCCAAAUGGACACGUUAGAAAGCAAUGUUAGAUCUGAAUGUAAACUAGGUAUUCAUAUGCUUUUAGCAUUCGCCGAACUGCAAACCGAUAUGACUGAUCUCACUGCCGAUUUGGAAAAUUCCGGUAUUCCCACCCUGGAUCACACCAGUUACAUUAUGAAAGUAUUCUUUCCCGGAGUCAGCGAUCAUCCUAUCCUCAACGCACCUAAGGCCCGAUUAAAUGGCCCGAGAACAAAUUACGACACAGCCAUGUUGCAAUUCGAGCAAUUAAUUAAUAAUAAAUAUUUUGUACUCACAUUUAUCGAGAUAUUAGAGUCACAGAAGUCGUUUAAUAUUAGAAAUAAAGUAAACGUAGCGUCCUUACUGAUGGUAGUUUUAAUGAGUAAAAUGGAAUACGCUACCGAUAUUCUUAAGUGUUUAUUAUUGCGUCUAAUAGAUAAGUCUGUGAACACGAAGCAUCCGCAGUUAAUGUUAAGGCGAACCGAAAGCGUCGUGGAGAAGAUGCUAACAAACUGGAUGGCCCUUUGCAUGUACCAUUAUCUCAAAGAAUAUGCAGGCUCGUCCCUUUUCCUCCUAUUCAAAGCCAUCAAACAUCAAAUUGAAAAGGGCCUAGUUGACGCUAUAACACACGACGCCCGGUAUUCCUUAUCGGAGGAAAGGCUUCUCAGAGAAAACGUCGAAUACAGUGUUGUGACUCUACAUAUAGUUCAAGAUGAUCUAGACGAGAAAAUCCAAUGCAAAGUUUUGGAUUGCGACACAAUCAGUCAAGUGAAAUCGAAGAUUUUAGAUGCAUUGUUCAAAAACACUCCAUUUUCAUUAAGGCCUUCCAUCUACGAAGUGGAUUUGGAAUGGAGGCACGGUCGAGGCGGUCAUUUAACAUUGCAAGAUGAGGAUCUGACGACCAAAACGCUCGGCGGUUGGAAAAAAUUGAACACUCUAGCUCACUACGGAGUAAAGGAGAGCGCUGUCAUGUCUCUGAUUUCCAGGCAAAACGACAGCUUCAACAACUGCAAACAGCCCUGCCACAAUUGCGUCACGGGCAUGUACCUCAACAAUUCCCAAUCGCCCAUCAUAGCCACCAAUGGCGACGUGGAAGCCGGAAACAACCCCAGGAUAUAUCAUCUAGUCAAACCCAUUGAUGACCAUCAAUUUCCCAGCAACAAAUCGGAGAGGACGCACAAAGCUAUCCCGGAAAUAUUCCUGACGAGGCUGCUGUCGACUAAAGGCACGAUACAGAAGUUCGUCGAUGAUUUCUUCCUGACGAUUCUAACCGUUAACGAAGCUCUGCCGCCGGCUGUAAAAUGGCUGUUCGAUUUGUUAGACGACGCCGCCAGGAAGCAUUGCAUCCAAGAUCCGGAAGUAGUGCACGCAUGGAAAUCAAAUAGUCUUCCUUUGAGAUUCUGGGUGAAUUUUAUUAAAAAUCCCGAUUUCAUAUUCGACAUCAAUAAAACCUCCACGCUCGAUUCGUGUUUGUCUGUCAUUGCGCAGACUUUCAUGGAUUCCUGUUCCACCACCGAACACAGACUAGGCAAGGAUUCCCCGUCUAACAAACUACUCUUCGCUAAGGAUAUUCCGAGAUACAGGGAGAUGGUGUCACAAUUUUAUAGCGACGUGGCGAUGUUACCAGUGAUAACAGACCAGGAAAUGGGUUCGGCUAUGCAACAGUUAUCCGCACAACAAGCUGAAGAAUUCGACACGAUAGCCGCUUUAAAAGAACUUUACAUAUACGUCACUACAUACAGUGAUCAGAUCAUUGAGGCACUUCAUACAGACCCGAAUUGCCGGCGUUUGCACCUGGCGUCGAAACUGGAGAACGUCGCCUUUACAUUAGGGGGGGACGAGAACGCGACGUGCUGA
Molecule: messenger RNA, 5757 nt
Organism: Phyllotreta striolata
Lineage: Eukaryota; Metazoa; Arthropoda; Insecta; Coleoptera; Chrysomelidae
Source: the annotation of a GenBank genome assembly